AUUUAGUGCAAUGCUGGAUUGUUACUGGAACGCAAUGGUUUAGUAUGUCAACCAACAGUGAAGGACUUUCACAAGUAACACCAGGAUCAUGGCUCACUUUCCUCAUCAGGCUUUGCUGGUGUGUGGACUCAUUUUCUGUUUACCUUCAGGAUUUCCACAAACGUUCACUGUAAACCACCCAGCUAAUAUUGUAGCCUGGAAUGGUUCGUGUGCUUUAAUACCGUGCAAAUGUUCUCACCCGUCUUACGAAAUCACUACAUUUAAAUGGAUUCACUCUCCAUAUUUUAAUGAUAGUACUAAGGAGUAUGAAGGCAAUAUUGUUUAUAGCAGUAUUAAUCAUAAUGAAGUGAGUUCAUCCUUUAAGGACAGAGUCCCUUCCAGGGAAAAGCAGGAAAAAGAUUGCACAAUCGUAAUAACAAAUCUUCAAGAAAAUGACUCUGGAAGUUAUGGUUUUAGAAUAUGGACAAAUGUUGAGAUACAGAAGUGGAUACAAGAACCAUACUUACAUCUGAAUGUCUCAGAUCAAGCACCAGAUUUUAAAAUUGAGGAUAUACGCAUGGAAAUGAAAGAGUCAGAAGAAGCAAAGGUGACUUGCUCUGUAAAUUACUAUUGCCCUGAGUACCAAGUGAAUCUUGCAUGGAUUGCAGAUUUGAAUGUCUCAAGCACCACAAAACCACCAAGAAAGCAAAACAAUGAUUUAAGCACAAAGAGCAUUCUGACUUUCCUUCCAUCAUGGAGAGACCACAAUAAAACCAUAGAAUGUGUUCUAACAAGAGGAAAUACGUAUGUAAUAACCGAAAGACGUCAGCUACUACUCAACGUGCAAUAUGCACCCAAAGAUGUUAAAAUAUUGAAUGAAAACCAUACUCUGGAAAUUAUAGAAGGAGAGCAAAUACACCUGAGAUGCACUGCACAUAGCAGCAAUCCACCAGUGAACAGAUAUACUUGGUACAAUACCAAGAAAUCCGACAUUGGAAAACAGGAAAAACUUGUAGUUAAAGAAUCUGAGACUUACUAUUGUGAAGCAGGAAAUAACAUGGGAUCUGCUCAAUCAACCAGUGUGACAAUAAAUGUUUUAUAUGCUCCAAAAAAUGUAAGAAUUGUGAAAAAUAAUGAAAGGAUAAAAGAAACGGACCAUGUUACGCUAAACUGUUACGCAUCUGCAAACCCUUCAGUUGUCUAUUAUACAUGGUACAAAGAUAAAAAAAUAUAUGUGAAUCAAACAGUAAGUAAGAUUACAUUCCCCAGUAUCAAGGAGUCAGAUUCAGGAUCAUAUGAAUGUGAAGCUAACAAUAAACUGGGAUCAAAAAUGUCACUACCCGUAAAAGUGGAUGUCAUGUAUUCUCCCAGGCUACCAGAAGUUAUAAUAAAACCUAAAGGCCAUAUAUUUAUAGAAGGAACUGAUGUGAAAUUAACAUGUUAUAUUAACAGCAGCAACCCAGAAAUAACCAAAAUUGUAUGGUACAAGAUGGAGAAUUACAUAAAGGGUGCAAAAGAGAUUCAAUUUCAAACAAUAAAGGCAAAGGAUUCUGGCAGAUAUGUGUGUGAAGCCUGUAAUAUAAUAGGUUGUACCAAAUCCGAAAGUGUAGACAUAAAUGUCCAUUAUCCCCCCAAAGGGACACAUGUUAAAAUAAAAAAUUUAACAUUCCAAGAAGGAGAACCAGCAUUGUUGACAUGUUACACAAAUCAAAGUGAGCCUAAAAUCUCUGGUUACCAAUGGUUCAAAGACAAACGCCCAUACCAAAACCAGAGGGAGCGACUAACGUUUGAUAGCAUACAAUGGACAGAUUCUGGUGCAUAUGCAUGUGAAGCCAGGAAUACAAUUGGCUCUGGCAUGUCAGAGCCUGUUGAAAUUUCAAUCCUCUAUGGACCUAAAAAUCUAAAUAUUUCUGUCAACCCUUCAAAAUCAGUGACGGAAUACAUGGAUAUUUCCUUGAUAUGCUCAGCAAAAGCCAAUCCUCCAGAGCUUAAAUAUUUUUGGUACCGAGAUAAUAUUUAUUUGAAACGAGAAAAAAGUCAAUUAUUUCUCAGAAACAUACAAAGAAGUGACAGUGGUGCAUAUUAUUGCAAAGCAAGUAAUGAUAUUGGAACUGUGGAAUCCCAACAUCUUGAACUUCAUGUUUCAUAUAGCUCAACUACCAUCAUCAAGUAUGUUGCAGCAGGAAGUGGCAUUUUAAUUCUACUUAUUGUUACCUUUUUGGCAUUGCGAUUCAAAGUUUGGAAGAAGAUUUAUCAUAGUGAAGGGGAUAAAAGCGAAUCAUCUUUUUUUGUGUUAAAAAAGUCUGAAAAUAAUAUAAGACAAAACCCAUCAGCGAACAGUUCCACAGAAGAAUUGAAUUACUCUGUAGUUCAUGCUGUCCCUUCAUUUCAGAAAAGGACUAGGCCACAAAGGACCGAUGUAAGGCCUGAUGAUCCAGCAGUGAUUUAUAGCGUUGUGAUGCAAUCUUGCAGUGGUUCCCAGGUGAAUGAAUAUGAAAAUGUAGAACCAUCAGACAUCCCUAAAGCACAAAAUGGAAAUCAAGAUGAUAUUCACUAUUCUACUAUUGCCCAUCUGCCUAAAAUGGAGACUGCCCUUCAUCGUGACAAUGAAAUUGAAUAUGCAAUGCUCAGGCACUGAAGAUAACAACUUUGCUUUCAUUAAAUGAUCUACAAUACAGAAAGUUCCAUAGUUAAUAACAAAUAUAUCUGCACUAAUGCUAAACGAUUAUCCUUUUUAGUGUGAAGCUAAAUAAUUCUUUAGAAAAAUAUACUAAGUAAGCUAUGCCUAUGGAAACUGUGUAGUUCCAUGAUCUAAUCUACUAUAUAUAUGGGGGGUUUUCAGAUCAA
Molecule: messenger RNA, 2826 nt
Organism: Bombina bombina (fire-bellied toad)
Lineage: Eukaryota; Metazoa; Chordata; Amphibia; Anura; Bombinatoridae
Product: B-cell receptor CD22
Exons: 14
Coding region: 89-2617 (842 amino acids)
Source: RefSeq, a predicted model, not a curated record